Molecule: messenger RNA, 1537 nt
Organism: Melospiza georgiana
Lineage: Eukaryota; Metazoa; Chordata; Aves; Passeriformes; Passerellidae
Gene: MEMO1
Product: mediator of cell motility 1
Exons: 9
Coding region: 67-960 (297 amino acids)
Source: RefSeq, a predicted model, not a curated record
CGCCGCCGCGGGCGGGCCCGUCCCCCAGCGCCCCCCCCGAACACCAUAGGCGGCUCCGGCUCCAAGAUGUCCAACCGGGUGCUCUGCCGGGAGGCCAGCCACGCCGGCAGCUGGUACACGGCCUCAGGACCCCAGCUGAAUGCACAGCUAGAAGGUUGGCUUUCUCAAGUACAGUCCACAAAAAGACCUGCAAGAGCCAUUAUUGCACCCCAUGCAGGAUAUACCUACUGUGGAUCUUGUGCAGCCCAUGCUUACAAACAAGUGGAUCCCAAUAUCACCCGAAAAAUUUUCAUUCUUGGGCCUUCCCAUCACGUGCCCCUCUCCCGAUGUGCACUUUCCAGUGUGGACAUUUACAGAACACCUCUGUAUGACCUUCGAAUUGACCAAAAGAUUUAUGCAGAAUUGUGGAAGACUGGAAUGUUUGAGCGCAUGUCCCUACAGACAGACGAAGAUGAGCACAGUAUUGAAAUGCAUUUGCCUUACACUGCUAAAGCCAUGGAAAGCCAUAAGGAUGAGUUUACUAUUAUUCCUGUGUUGGUCGGAGCACUGAGUGAGUCAAAAGAGCAGGAAUUUGGAAAACUCUUCAGUAAAUACCUAGCUGAUCCUAGUAAUCUCUUUGUGGUUUCUUCUGACUUUUGCCAUUGGGGUCAGAGGUUCCGUUACAGUUACUAUGAUGAAUCCCAAGGAGAAAUUUAUAGAUCCAUUGAGCACCUAGAUAAAAUGGGUAUGAGCAUUAUAGAGCAGCUAGAUCCUGUAUCUUUUAGCAAUUACUUGAAGAAAUACCAUAAUACAAUAUGUGGAAGACAUCCUAUUGGAGUGCUAUUAAAUGCUAUCAACGAGCUCCAGAAGAACGGAAUGAAUAUGAGCUUUUCAUUUUUGAAUUACGCUCAGUCGAGCCAGUGUCGAAACUGGCAAGACAGCUCCGUGAGUUAUGCAGCUGGAGCACUUAUGGUCCACUGAACUGCUGAAUGCUCAGGGAUGGCACCUGCACACACUCUGUAUUCGGGGUCCCAGCCUAGCCCCCUAGCCCUUACAAAGAUACAGCCCCUGGUCUUUGGGUAUACUGAAACCUCAAACUAAUAGAACUCUGUUCUUUUCUAGUAGGUGUAGUCCUUCCUUAGUUUCAACUCAUUUAAAAAUGCUUUCUUGUUUAGGACAAUGGAAGGAAGACUGGUAUCCGAGCUUUUUGUGAGAGUUGUUUUUUUUCUUUGGAAAAGAUAAUGGCUAUGAAGGCAUGGUGGUAGACUGUCCUUAAAAAUACAACAUGUAAAGCAUUUAUCAUAUCCUAAAUUUGCACUCUUUGCAGACCUGUGCACAUAUACUCAGCUUUCAGAAUAGUUUUGCAAGUUGUAAACGGAAAAAGGGGGGAAAAGGGGGUGGAAGCUUUUUAAUAAAAGAAAAAAAAAAGGAAAACAAUGCAUUUAUAAAUGAUUCUGUAUUAGAAUAUAAUAAAACUCCAGUAUAGUCAGUUACUACCCGUGAUGUACAACAGAUAUCUUCUAUUUUAGUUGCUAAUAAAGGGCUACACAAACCAAAA